ACACACUCACUAACUAUAGAUAGAACCAUCUAGAGACCUAUAGAAUAUGUCAAUGGCUGCUGCUAGCUCCCGAUCUUUCUCCUUCUUCUUCUCAUGGCUACUUCUUCAUUCACAUGUUCAUGUUCAUGCAAUAUUUGAGUUCAGAGAAGCAACCGUGAACGAAAUCCAAAGCGCUUUCUCGCGAAACGAGAUCUCGUCAAAGCAACUAGUGAAGUUGUACAAAGACGAGAUUCUUAGAAGAAACCCUAUACUCUGUGGCGUAGCGGAUCUGAAUCCGGACGCAGAGUCUGAGGCUGAGAAAGCCGACGAAGAACGUGCGGCGGGGAAAGGAGGGACAAAAUUGAGCGGAGUGCCGGUGUUGAUAAAGGACAACAUUACGUUCAAGAAGAAGCGGAUGAGUACGACGGCCGGUUCGUAUGCGCUUGCCGGAUCGGUGGCGGCGGAGGACGCUUUUGUGGUGAAGAAGUUGAGGGAGGCUGGGGCCAUAAUUAUUGGCAAAGCCACCUUGAAGGAGUGGUCUGGUUUUAGGUCUUCCAAUAUGCCCGGUGGUUGGUCUGCCUACGGUGGCCAAGCCAAGAACCCUUAUAACUUGAGCAAUGAAGUGUGUGGAUCAAGCAGUGGAUCAGCAAUAUCGGUGGCAGCAAACUUUGCAACGGUGUCAUUAGGGACUGAAACAGAUGGCUCAAUAAUUUGUCCUUCAUCUUACAACUCAGUCGUUGGAAUCAAACCCACCGUUAACCUCACUAGCAGAUCUGCCGUGGUCCCUGUUUCUCUAAGACAAGAUUCCGUUGGGCCUAUAGCUAGAACGGUGGAAGGUACUGUGAAUGCAUCUACACACAUUCCAGAGGGUGGCUACGCUCAAUAUUUGAAUCCUCAUGGCCUACAAGGAAAAAGACUUGGAAUCUUGAGAUACCCUAAUUCUUUUAAUAUUAUUUUUCCUGAAAAUUCUAUGGAGAAUGCGACAUAUCAACAACUCUUCCAAGUAAUGAGGGAUCAAGGUGCGAUACUUGUGGAUGACAUAGUAAUUGAGAAGAGUGAAGAAAUUUAUGAGAAUGCAAUGAUAGCAUUGUUAGCUGAGCUCAAGAGAGACUUGAAUUCUUAUCUGCAAAAUCUCGUCUCUUCACCUGUGCGAUCCUUGGCAGAUCUCAUAACCUUCAACCAUCAACACAACAUGCUAGAGAAAAUAGUUGACUAUCCACAAGACAUGUUUAUAAAAGCAAACAAGAACAAUGGAAUAAGCAAAGAAGUUCAAGAAGCAAUAUCAAAUCUAGAAACACUUUCCGAAAAUGGGUUUGAGAAGAUGAUGAAGGAGAAAAAGCUUGAUGCAUUAAUAUAUGUGGGACAAAAAUUGGUUCCAUUUUUAGCGGUUGGUGGUUACCCAGCAAUAACAGUGCCGGGUGGAUACAACAAUGAGAAGAUGCCAUUGGGUGUUUCCUUUGGAGGAUUAAAGUAUUCAGAACCUACUCUUAUUGAAAUUGCUUAUUCUUUUGAACAAGCUACCAAGAAACGUAGGCCUCCUCCUAAUGAUUUAAUAGUAACGCAAGUAGCACAGAGAAGUAUUAUCAGCUUAUAAUUAAUUUAAUAAAUUUGGAUGAAUUGAAAUGGUGAAUUACUAAUUAAAAUUAAUGUCUGAUAUAUAUUGAUACUCACACAUUAGGUGAUGAGUACAAAAUUGGAGAAGUCGUAUCACUUUGUCAUCUUCAUUAUGAGAUGAAAGCAGUUAAAUAAAUAAUAUAGGGUAUUAGUGUUGUGAAUGUGAAUAUGUAAGUUUAGUUAAAUGAUUGUUUGAAGAAGCUAUUGGA
This is a messenger RNA of Arachis duranensis, 1802 nucleotides long. RefSeq names its product probable amidase At4g34880. Bases 47 to 1573 code for a protein of 508 amino acids. The transcript is spliced from 6 exons. NCBI's taxonomy places the organism in Eukaryota, Viridiplantae, Streptophyta, Magnoliopsida, Fabales, Fabaceae. The record is from RefSeq and is a predicted model, not a curated record.